AUGGCCUUCCUGCGGGACAGCUGCCCUCCACGCAUCUGCAUCUUCCUCCCCCAGGACAGCUGCCCUCCACGCAUCUGCAUCUUCCUCCCCCAGGACAGCUGCCCUCCACGCAUCUUCCUCCCUCAGGACAGCUGCUCCCCACGCAUCUUCCUCCCUCAGGACAGCUGCUCUCCACGCAUCUUCCUCCCUCAGGACAGCUGCCCUCCACGCAUCUUCCUCCCCCAGGACAGCUGCCCUCCACGCAUCUUCCUCCCCCAGGACAGCUGCCCCCCACGCAUCUUCCUCCCCCAGGACAGCUGCUCCCCACGCAUCUUCCUCCCUCAGGACAGCUGCCCUCCACGCAUCUUCCUCCCUCAGGACAGCUGCCCUCCACGCAUCUUCCUCCCUCAGGACAGCUGCCCCCCACGCAUCUUCCUCCCUCAGGACAGCUGCCCCCCACGCAUCUUCCUCCCUCAGGACAGCUGCCCCCCACGCAUCUUCCUCCCUCAGGACAGCUGCCCUCCACGCAUCUUCCUCCCUCAGGACAGCUGCCCUCCACGCAUCUUCCUCCCUCAGGACAGCUGCUCCCCACGCAUCUUCCUCCCUCAGGACAGCUGCCCUCCACGCAUCUUCCUCCCUCAGGACAGCUGCUCUCCACGCAUCUUCCUCCCUCAGGACAGCUGCCCCCCACGCAUCUUCCUCCCUCAGGACAGCUGCCCCCCACGCAUCUUCCUCCCUCAGGACAGCUGCCCUCCACGCAUCUGCAUCUCCCUCCCUCAGGACAGCUGCCCUCCACGCAUCUGCAUCUUCCUCCCCCAGGACAGCUGCUCCCCACGCAUCUUCCUCCCUCAGGACAGCUGCCCCCCACGCAUCUUCCUCCCUCAGGACAGCUGCCCUCCACGCAUCUUCCUCCCUCAGGACAGCUGCCCUCCACGCAUCUUCCUCCCCCAGGACAGCUGCCCUCCACGCAUCUUCCUCCCUCAGGACAGCUGCCCUCCACGCAUCUUCCUCCCUCAGGACAGCUGCUCUCCACGCAUCUUCCUCCCUCAGGACAGCUGCCCCCCACGCAUCUUCCUCCCUCAGGACAGCUGCUCUCCACGCAUCUUCCUCCCUCAGGACAGCUGCUCUCCACGCAUCUUCCUCCCCCAGGACAGCUGCCCUCCACGCAUCUUCCUCCCCCAGGACAGCUGCCCUCCACGCAUCUGCAUCUUCCUCCCUCAGGACAGCUGCCCUCCACGCAUCUUCCUCCCCCAGGACAGCUGCCCUCCACGCAUCUUCCUCCCUCAGGACAGCUGCCCUCCACGCAUCUUCCUCCCCCAGGACAGCUGCCCUCCACGCAUCUUCCUCCCUCAGGACAGCUGCUCUCCAUGCAUCUGCAUCUUCCUCCCCCAGGACAGCUGCCCUCCACGCAUCUGCAUCUUCCUCCCUCAGGACAGCUGCCCUCCACGCAUCUUCCUCCCCCAGGACAGCUGCCCUCCACGCAUCUUCCUCCCUCAGGACAGCUGCCCUCCACGCAUCUUCCUCCCCCAGGACAGCUGCCCUCCACGCAUCUUCCUCCCCCAGGACAGCUGCCCUCCACGCAUCUUCCUCCCCCAGGACAGCUGCCCUCCACGCAUCUUCCUCCCCCAGGACAGCUGCCCUCCACGCAUCUUCCUCCCUCAGGACAGCUGCUCUCCACGCAUCUUCCUCCCUCAGGACAGCUGCCCCCCACGCAUCUUCCUCCCUCAGGACAGCUGCCCUCCACGCAUCUUCCUCCCUCAGGACAGCUGCCCUCCAUGCAUCUUCCUCCCUCAGGACAGCUGCCCUCCACGCAUCUGCAUCUUCCUCCCUCAGGACAGCUGCUCUCCACACAUCUUCCUCCCCCAGGACAGCUGCCCUCCACGCAUCUUCCUCCCUCAGGACAGCUGCCCUCCACGCAUCUUCCUCCCUCAGGACAGCUGCCCCCCACGCAUCUUCCUCCCUCAGGACAGCUGCCCUCCACGCAUCUUCCUCCCUCAGGACAGCUGCCCCCCACGCAUCUUCCUCCCCCAGGACAGCUGCCCCCCACGCAUCUUCCUCCCUCAGGACAGCUGCCCUCCACGCAUCUUCCUCCCUCAGGACAGCUGCCCUCCACGCAUCUUCCUCCCUCAGGACAGCUGCCCUCCACGCAUCUGCAUCUUCCUCCCUCAGGACAGCUGCUCUCCACACAUCUUCCUCCCCCAGGACAGCUGCCCUCCACGCAUCUUCCUCCCUCAGGACAGCUGCUCUCCACGCAUCUUCCUCCCUCAGGACAGCUGCCCCCCACGCAUCUUCCUCCCCCAGGACAGCUGCCCUCCACGCAUCUUCCUCCCUCAGGACAGCUGCCCUCCACGCAUCUUCCUCCCUCAGGACAGCUGCCCUCCACGCAUCUGCAUCUUCCUCCCUCAGGACAGCUGCUCCCCACGCAUCUGCAUCUUCCUCCCUCAGGACAGCUGCCCUCCACGCAUCUUCCUCUCCCGAGGACAGCUGCCCUCCACGCAUCUUCCUCCCUCAGGACAGCUGCUCUCCACGCAUCUUCCUCCCCCAGGACAGCUGCCCUCCACGCAUCUUCCUCCCUCAGGACAGCUGCCCCCCACGCAUCUUCCUCCCCCAGGACAGCUGCCCUCCACGCAUCUUCCUCCCUCAGGACAGCUGCCCUCCACGCAUCUUCCUCUCCCGAGGACAGCCUGCCCUUCACAGGCUCUCGUGACCUUUGCCUCCCUCAUUCAGGAGUGUCAGGCGAUCCUGCGUUCCCGAGAGGACCCUGCAUCCCAAGAAGACCCUGCGUCCCAAGAGGACCCUGUGUCCCGAUGA
Dipodomys spectabilis (banner-tailed kangaroo rat) is the source of this 2790-nucleotide messenger RNA. Its product is annotated as proline-rich extensin-like protein EPR1. The transcript has 3 exons. Bases 1 to 2790 code for a protein of 929 amino acids. NCBI's taxonomy places the organism in Eukaryota, Metazoa, Chordata, Mammalia, Rodentia, Heteromyidae. The record is from RefSeq and is a predicted model, not a curated record.